Saccostrea echinata is the source of this 6052-nucleotide messenger RNA. RefSeq names its product E3 ubiquitin-protein ligase TRIM71-like. Lineage: Eukaryota; Metazoa; Mollusca; Bivalvia; Ostreida; Ostreidae. Gene Ontology annotation, molecular function: protein binding; ubiquitin protein ligase activity; zinc ion binding. The coding region runs from base 213 to 2573 and encodes 786 amino acids. Gene Ontology annotation, biological process: proteasome-mediated ubiquitin-dependent protein catabolic process; protein polyubiquitination. The record is from RefSeq and is a predicted model, not a curated record. The transcript is spliced from 2 exons.
AAUUGAUGAAGGAACAUGGCGCCGUGCAUGGAGGUCCAGAAUAGUGUAGACAAGAAAACUUCGCUCUCCGCCGCGAUAAAAUAGCAAAGCAUUCACACAAUCGUUUUCAACGGACAGAAGACGGAAAAGGUACAUGUUUCCUCGCGAUGUAGUGAGGAAGCGGGUGCCCUUAAAACCGAUCUACCUCAUGAACUGUUCGAUAUACCGCGCACAUGGCCGCAUAUUCGGAUGCGAUCGCGGGAGAACAGAUGGUCUGCCCACUGUGUCUCAACCAGGCAGACGAUAUUCGCAUGUUACCAUGUUUGCAUUCGUUUUGUCGAAGGUGUUUGCAAAGGGCGAUCACUCGGGACCACUGUCCAUCUUCAACAUCGGGGGAACCGAAAGACAUUCUGGAGUGCCCAACAUGUGGCCAGACAGUGACUUUGAAUUCCGCUGGAGUGGAUACUUUCCCUUCCAAUCAGUUUAUCUCUAAUAUUUUUGAUGUCAUGGUUCCACAGCAAUCAGAAUAUGAAAAUGGAGAAACUGAGCGUGCAAUUACUGGGACAAGAUGGUGUAGUUCCUGUGAUGAAGGUAGCAAGGCUACGUCAGUGUGUAAAAAUUGUAACGAAUACUUGUGUGAUCAUUGUGUCAAAGCCCAUCAACGUGUAAGAUUAACCAAAGACCAUUAUAUAGUACGCUUUGCCAUUGAGAGCAUAGGUCUUUCUUUCCAUUCACCUCAGCCUCCCCAGCUACUCUCUCCUUCUAUUCAGUCCCCUUCCAUGCAACAUCAAAGCAUUACCGAUCGACAGAAUCAUCACUGUAGUAAGCAUGAACAAGAGGUGCUUCGUCUUUACUGUGACAGUUGCGCACAAGCAAUUUGUCGUGAAUGCACAAUGGUGGAACAUGUUGGGCAUAGUUUCAUAUACCUCCAAGAUGCAAUAGAAAAUUCCAAAAUUGUUACACAAAGAUUACUUACUGAUGCAAAAACGGGUAUUAAAACACUAGAAGAAAGCAUAGAACUUACUCAGGGAAUGGCAGAACGGGUUGAAAUGCGAGCACAAGGUGUGGCAACCGAUGUCAGAAAUAUAGUUAGAAGACACAUGUCUGCACUGGAAGAAAGAGAACGGGAUUUGCUGCGGCGUGUGGAAAAAAUUCGUCAAGUCAAAGGGAAAUCACUCCAUUUACAAGUGGAUGACCUACGUCUUGGAUUGAGUUCUCUGAUGCAAACAGUGGAUGAAGUGGAAAAUUUGAUACAUACGGGUAAUGACUUAGACAUACUGAACACUCGAGACAAAAUGGUUGCUGAGAUGCAAAAUGUACGUAAAUUGAGAGGACACCUCCAACCACAUGAAGAUGAUAGUAUAUUAUUCACCCCACCAGAUCCAGCAUUGUUUAACGCCGUUAGUAAAAUGGGAAUCAUUACAAGCAGUGCUUAUGCUCCUAACUGCUUUGCAACUGGGGAUGGACUAAAAAAGGCUCUAAAAGGCAAAGGGGCAUUUUUUGUUAUCCAUACCAAAGAUCAUCAUGGAGAUCCAAGAAUUGUAGGUGGAGACCCUGUGGAGUGCAUUAUCCAAAGUUCAGAGGGAGCUCUUUAUCGAACAGAUGUUAUAGAUCGACAGAAUGGAACUUAUGCUGUUACAUACAGACCACAGCUUGAGGGACAGCACAUCAUUUCAGUGGUCAUACGAGGAAAACACAUCAAAGAUAGUCCCUUUGUAGUAAACGUGCGAAGUGGUCGAAACUAUAGUUCGAUUGGAAAUCUGUUGCUUCAGUUUGGAUCCGAAGGAGAAUCUGAUGGCAUGCUUUGUCGACCAUGGGGAGUGUGUUGUGACAAAGAUGGAUACAUCAUAGUAGCUGAUCGAAGCAACAAUCGCAUUCAAAUUUUCAAACCAGAUGGCCACUAUCAUCACAAGUUUGGUUCAUCUGGCACAAGGAAUGGACAGUUUGACCGUCCAGCAGGAGUUGCAGUGGAUCUCCACAACAGAAUAGUUGUGGCAGACAAGGAUAAUCAUCGCAUACAGAUCUUUGACAUGGAUGGUAACUUCAUAUUGAAGUUUGGAGAGAAAGGAAACAAAAAUGGGCAGUUCAAUUACCCAUGGGAUGUUGCUAUUAGUGUAGAGGGAAAACUUUUAGUUUCGGACACAAGAAACCACCGUGUGCAGCUUUUCACACAGGACGGGCAAUUCAUCAACAAGUAUGGUUUCGAAGGAUCGUUGUGGAAGCACUUCGACUCUCCAAGAGGGGUUUGCUUCAACAAUGAAGGUCAGAUGGUCGUGACAGACUUUAACAACCACAGACUUUUGGUGAUACAUCCUGAUUUUCAAACUGCACGAUUUCUUGGAACAGAAGGAAGCUCUAAUGGACAGUUUCUGCGCCCACAAGGUGUAGCCAUAGAUCAAGAAGGAAACAUCAUCGUAGCUGAUUCCAAGAACCAUCGAGUGCAAAUUUUUCAGCCAAACGGAAAUUUUCUCUGCAAGUUUGGAACCAAUGGAACUGGACCGGGGCAGCUUGACAGACCCUCUGGAAUAUGUGUGUCUCCAGAAGGCCUUAUAAUUGUUGUGGAUUUCGGUAAUAAUCGUGUGCAGGUCUUCUAAGAAACCCAUUUUUCAUGGCUUUCUUCCUUUAAGGAAGAGCUUAAGUACUUUUUCAUUUGUGAACUUGCUCAGGUCAGUCCAUUUUAUUUUGCUAUCUCAGGAUAUUCAUCGUUACAAUUGUAAAUGCCAAAGGCAAAUGUUAUAACACAUUUAAGCUCAGGGAUUUUGCUCUAUGUGUAUUAUACUGCAAAAAUAUAACUGCUUGUGUGGAGAUUAUUUAUUAGCUUACUUGCUUAGGUGUAUGACCCUCUGGGAAUACCUGUUUAGUACCUGCAUUGACCAUGAUUAAAUUAUCUGUAAUUAUAUAUGUAACACAUGUAGCUGGUUGUUUGUCAAUGUAUUGUAUGUCAGUGAUAAUGCCUGCAAAGUUAUGCACUUUCUCCCUUGGUAAACAAGUUUUAGGAACAGUGACGUUGGUCAGCAAAUAAGUGGUGUGGAUCAUUAUUUAUCAUGGGUUAAAGGUCACAUCAGGUGCCGUUAGAAAGUGUGUAUUACUAUAGGAUAAAUAAUCAUUUAUAUGCCUAAGGGGAAAUAUAUUUUUCAUACUAAGGGUUGCUGUAACUUUGUGUUGCUUCCUCAGUGGUGUGUGUGUUUUUUUUUAAUGCUAUAUAUGCUUGUCUGCAGUGGUGUAAACAUGCAGUACACAUGCACCAAUAAUGGACCUCACAGAGGGAUGUAUUGAUUUCUCAAAGCUGGUCAGAUUGUUAUGAUGUGUUUACAGUUGGUUACUCUGCUAGCUGACCAUUGAACAGUCAUGUAACAUUACAUAAUGAGACAGAUGUGUAAUUUUAUCUUCAUUACUUGGCAGGAAUUAUUAGUCAGAUGUUAUACACAAAGGUUUUAUAUCCUGUUUUAUUGCAUGUUCAUAGAUCUUUAGAAAUUUGUCUGGCAUGUAAAUAGUUUUACUUUUUUAAAAAUAUUUUAUGUUCCUAAGAUUUUGUAGAGUAGAUAAGUCACAUUAAAAAAAAGCAAGAUCAAAUCAAACAUUGGUAAUCAAUCAGGUCAAAUUCAGGAUUAAAAUUUCAAUAUAAAAAAAGAAAACCCAAAUAAUAUCAAUUGUGUAGAAAUAAUUGAGAUAAGUAUUCUAACAUCAGGGAGAUUAAAUGUUGAAUUAACAAUUAAAAAAAAAAAUCUUCCAGUUAAUUUUAGUAUUGUCCAUUGAUUGAUCCGAUUGAUAAACAGGUUUGAUUUUACAAUUGUGGAGUGUAGGAUAUUUUCUGGGUUACUGUCCCUUUUUCUUUUUUUGUGUAUUUCAAAAAUACAUUAAAAAAUUCAACCGGUGCAAGAUUCAGAUACAAAGUAUUAUGAAUCGUUAAAAAACCAGUGUUUAUACAAAGCGGGAUUUUUUUCUGCUUAGAAAAAAAAAUCAAUUCAUAUUCACAUAUUUUCUUGGGUUGGAUUGCCGAUGGGGGGAUUCAAGUGAAAAACUUCCUUCUUUUUUUUUUUUUUAUGUCAAUUUCUUAUAAAACUUGUAUAUUCAAAAGACCGAACAUGAAAGAAUAAUGUAAAACAUAUUUGUAGAAACAUGACCACCAAAGUAAAUAAAUUAUAAAAUAAGAUAGGGGCAGAAUUUUACAGUUGUUUAGAAUAUUGAGUAAUAUUAUUACUCAUACUUAUUAUUAAUGUUUAGAAUAUUAUUGUGGACUUACGAAAGAAAAAAAAAAUAUGAAAAUUCUUCUAGAAAGUUACUAAGUACUUGGUUAUAUUUUAGGGUAAAUACAUGUAUUCAAUAAUUUUUGAGAAAUUGGGAAUCCGUUUCUGGAGAAUAAUGUCAAUGAGCAUGUAUUACUGUAUCUGUACAUGAAAACUUAUGUAAAACUAUGUGUAUAUGCUUUUCUUGUUGGCCAUAUUACACUCGACUAUAUAAUAUUGUUAAUUAGUAACGUUGUAGAAUCAUAUCCGGUGAUCAAUAUUGUAAUUAAUAUCUUUUAAACUACUGUAUUAGGGAGUUUCACAGAGUAUACUAUAUUGGGAUAACAAAAAAGAGACUAACUCCAUAUUCGUUGUAGAGUAGCUAGAACAUAAUGAAAGAAAUUUCAUACAAUUUAUAUAGGUACUAUUUAAUUGAAACACCCAAAUCACUCAUCUGUGACUAAUUACAUUCUCAAUUUCAUGCAUGAAAGACUAAAUUAUGUACAUUUUUGGUGUGAUUCUUUGCAUAAUUUUAAAACCAGUAGUAGAAGAUUUAUGUGAAUGAUUCUGAUUUUGUCCCCAAAAAUUUCCAGUACAAGUUGACUAUCUGUGACAUAUUUUUAAGAAUUGAAUAAUAUAUCUCUAUGAACAUGAUGAACAGUUCAACACAUACUUUCAGGAAUUCUCCCUUUCAAGGGUUUUAAUCUGUAUACACUAAAUAAUACCUCAUGUGUUGAAGUAAAUUGCUUGAAAGAGUUGGGAAAAAAUACCUCAUUUUUGACAUUAUUUGCAAAGCAAUAUGUUAUAUGUUAAAUAUUAAUUUUCAUGUCCUCUCAAUAUGGAGAAAUGAUGUUUUCUCAGGCAUGUUUGGAAAGAAUGGGUCAAUAACUAUAAAAUAUACCAGUCUUGUUCCUUUUUAUAAUAUUGUUAAUGCCAUACCUAUAAAUCAGUCUUAUUUAGAAGUAAACUUGUACUGAUCAUGAUGGAAUGCCAUUUUGAAAAAUAGAGGGAUAAGGGAUAACCAAAUUUAAAUAACCUUGCCCAUAAUUUUUUUUUCAUUUAUUUUAUCAAAUUUAUUUUCAUUUAAAACAGUUUUUUUUUUUAAAUAAAAAAUCAUCUCUAAUUGAGUAAAUUGAGCAGUAUUUAAAUUCAGGGUGAAAUCGGUCUGGUUUACUUCUCUGUAUUUGGUGAAGACUGAUAAUAAGUCUGCUGCUGUAUUCUGUUGCUAGUGACUUUGUUAUGAAAUGUGCUUAUGUGAUAACAUGUCAAUUUUGUAUUAACUCUGCUACCUCAUCUUUCAUUAAAUCUAUCAUAAUUUUUACAUACUGAAUGCCUCUUCCAGUUUUGAACGAAGAGCUAUACUAGAAUAUUGGACUUGUACUUUCAACAGUUUGGAAGAUGUCCUUUUUGUGGGUCACAUGUGCACUAGCACUAUUACAGUUUCAUGACUUGUUUUCCCAGAAUGCAAUAAACAUUAUGGAGGAAUGUUGGGAAAGAUUCACCAAAACCCUUUGUAUAGUUUUUGUCCCUAUUGACGUUAGCCUGUACUCUAAACUUAUUUUAAAAAUUUAAUAAUUCUUUAAUGUCUCUCUAAAGCUCUUAACAUUUCUUAACCCUAAUAAUCAAGUUCAUAUAUUUGCUUUGUAAAUAAAAUGCAAUUUCCUCCUUUACAAUGCAUAUCAAUUACAUUUUUGUAUGAACAUUACUUUCAAAUUUGUAAUUUCAGGGUUUUUUCUGUAAUUUUAUUUUUACAAAGAAAUUGAAAUAUCCAAGCAAAUUCAAAAUUUAAAGAAAGAAUACUGCUUUACUGAAUUUUAUUUGAAAUUAUUUAAAACGAAUUGUGUUAG